AUGGCCGAGUCGCGCGAGUCGCAGCAUUCGCUGCUUUCGGAGGACUCGCUGGACAAUCCACCGCAGCGGUCCUGGGGUCCGCUCGGUCGCUUAUCCUUCGAGCAGGACUAUGUUUACCAUGCGCACGAGCGCCGGUCCGAGGAUGUGGUCCACGAUGUCGGAUUGGGUAUUUCCAAUCAUUCCGGUGAUACUAUACCUCAUUAUGGGCGCGCUUCAAUGGAUAGUACAGCGACGACCACGCCUCGCUCUAUUCCUAAGGCUCCGCUGUCUCCCCAUUCUCCCACGAGAUGCCCUAACCGCACGACGGUGCUACAGAAACGGCUUUCGUGGAUCCCAUUGACGAUCUUUGUGCUGGCUCUGUAUGCUACUAUCUUUUCAGGAAUUUACCUCGCUAUUGCACUUCGAAAGCCUCGAUGGAAUGGUAUUUCCAGUGACGGCCCCAUGGUGCCGUCUACGGCUAAUUUGUUGAGCGCGUUCUUUGCAAAGACAAUUGAGUUGGCCUAUGUCACGGUUUGUGUGGCGUUUUUGGGACAGGUGCUUAGCCGGCGGGCUUUGAUGACCGAUUCUCGAGGAAUUAGUAUCUCUGAUAUGAAUAUGAGGGCAUGGAUCAUGCAACCAGGCUCAAUGAUUGUUCAUUGGGAGACGCUGCGGUAUUCUGCGCUUACUUUCCUCGGUGCUAUUGCGCUUGUCGCAACAUUUGUGGCGAUGCUAUACACUACCGCCGCGCAAGCGUUAGUCGCACCCAAACUCUCUUUCGGUCCCGUCGAACCAAAGGUCCUUCAAGGCAAAGUAUCCGCCAGCUUUGGUAACCCGAAUUACCUCGGCUCCAAUUGUGAAACUCCAGUCACAAAUGCAAUGGACCCAGACAACCGCAAUACAUGUCUCCAAAUUAAACAUGUCGGCCAAGCCUAUCACAACUACCAACAAUGGAUAACAAAAUGGAGCUCCCUAGUUGCGAACAACAGCGCAACCUCAACAAACCUCCACAACCGUCCACAUCCUACUGGCUCCCUCUGGGACAAUACAACAGUAACAGGCAGCUGGAUCCAAAUCCAAAACAUAACAAUCCUCUCCAAGAAACACAAAAGAAUGGUCAACAACAUAACAAUGGCAAUGCCCCACGGCGGCAUCACAGCAGCAGCAAUGAACCCCCAAAACAAAAUAAAACAACCCCAAUCAGCCUCAGCAUCCGGCGAAGGAAGAUACACCCUAGACGCCUCCGUCCCAUCCCCAGCAAUAAACGUCCUCUGCACAGGAAUGACCGAAAAAGAACUCGAACCCCUCGUCUACGCCUCCUGGCCCGGCGGCGACAAAUUCAACCCAACAUCCUGGAGCGUCUCACCUCCAGACGACAUCCCCCGCUACCCAUCCUGGCUCAACAGAACAGUCGUCGACACGCUCUUCGAAUUCGGCCCGGAAUACGGCCAACGCCCACCAAUCUUCGGCAAAUACCCUAAACCCUUCAACACAAUCCUCAACACGACAGGUCUCUGGCCCGCAAAUUCCAUCUACCUCCUCGGUGCAUCACCACCGAACACGACAAACCCGCCGUACGUGCUAUGCGCCCUCCGCGCUAAACAAACAGGCGUCUGUUCGACGCGGUAUAACGCGGCAUCCAGCGGGGCAUUCCUCAGCUCGAUAUGCGAGCAAGGCAAUAAUAAAUUGCAAUAUGACCGCCGACAUGCAAGCCGCGGGUUCAAAGAGGGUGUCUGGGAAGCCGAUUAUAAAAAUGUUGUGUCUGAGUGGGCGAAGGCGUUGAGUCUCGGUGCGGGUGUUUCCGAUGGCGAGGCUAGUAAUGCCCGACUGCUUAUGCAGAUGAUGCCAAAGUACGAUGCUGAGGAAGACAGCUUCUCGCUUGAUCCGCGUAUGCCUUCUAUCGGGGAGGGGUUGGCUGUUAUGGCUGGGAGUACGUUGAUUCUCAGUUCGCAGGAUGCGCCGUUUGUACAGGGGUGGAAUUAUAGUCGUGAUAAUGGGAAUGUGUUGGAUGAGGGUGUUUAUCAGUUUUUUGAUGGGGAGGUUCAGGCUGUUGGGUAUGCUUCUGGCUGGACGGAGCGGUGGCAGGGUGUUUUCUAUGUUAUUUUGGUGUUUGCGUUUUUGACGAGUGCUGUUUGUUUGGGGUUUGUGAUAUUUGAGGCCCGGGGGCGGCAGAUUACUGAUUUUACGGAGCCGCAGAAUCUGUUUGCUUUGGCUGUUAAUAGUCCGCAGACGGAGCAGUUGAAGGGUGCCUGUGGGUGUGGCCCAUGGGGGAAGCAGCUUAAGGAGAGGUGGUUUAUUGGGAUGGAGGAGGAGGAUGAGCAUUAUUAUAUUCGGAGUAAGAUGGAGGGGAAUACGCCGUAUCUUGGCGCUGAGGAGAGGCUUGAACAGAUGGAGGUUGAGGAUGGGGGCAAGGUGUUGAGUCCUGCUGUGGAUGAGUUCCGGAGGGUGUCGAAGAGAAAUUCGUUUUUGGCGAGGUUUUAUUGA
This is a messenger RNA of Penicillium canescens, 2460 nucleotides long. RefSeq lists its product as uncharacterized. NCBI's taxonomy places the organism in Eukaryota, Fungi, Ascomycota, Eurotiomycetes, Eurotiales, Aspergillaceae. The record is from RefSeq and is a predicted model, not a curated record. The coding region runs from base 1 to 2460 and encodes 819 amino acids. The transcript has 2 exons.